GGCUGUGCAUGUCUGUGGACGAUGUUGUGGUGUUUUUUCAACGGUCAUGUGGCGCUUUAUCAUUUUGCUUCAUCCCUUAACAACCAAACAUUAAUUCGUGUCCAGAUUUGUGUCUAGAGUAGUGGAUAUUGUCGAAUGAACAUAACCGACAAAGUAUAAGAUAUUGCUAACAGUUUGUUAUUUUACUUACCUUCAAGUAAUUUCUGUGGAAACCGAAGCGAUAAAUAUGUUUAAAGGCAAAACCGCAUGGUUCUCCAGCAGUGUUGAGAAGAGAAUACACAGCUUCUGGGUGUCUGAAGGGGGAGCUCUUUCUGAUUGGAGAACAGCAGAUUACCUCUUCAGCGAUGAUGCAUCUGACGAAGACACUAAAAGGAUUUAUGAGAGUGAGGACUAUGUAAAGAACAGGGCAACAGUUUUCCACAGUCACUUCCUGUCCACCUGUGCACUACGACAAAGUGUGAAAUCUGUGCCCAUAGGCCACUAUGUGCUGCCUCCUGUCUUCAUUCAGAAUGAACUGAGAGCACAACUGGGAAAGUUUAUUUGGGAGAAAGAUGAACAGGUAACGCGUGAACAACAAGUACAAGAAUCUGAAGAAGAAAACCUGUCUGAUGAGACUGAAGUAAACCUGUCUGAUGAGACUGAAGAUGGCAAUAGCAGCCAGGAGGAUCAACCAACUAUUGCUUCACCAAACAAUGUGUGCUUGUGCUGUAAGAUGCAGAAGUAUCCUGUGAAUAACAUCUCAGGAUAUGUUCAUAUUGACCAAAUGAAAAAGUAUUCAGGGGAACUUUAUGAUUUCCUUCCUUCUCUCCAUGGCCACACUGUUUCAAGAUCUUUUGAUUAGACCUAUGACCUUCAAACUUCCUUGCCAUGUUUGAUGUAUCAUUCUUCAUGCAAAUCUAUUUCUAUUUGUUUUAUAUACAUAUACAUAAACAAACGCUGAAAAUAACACUGAUGAAAGUUAAUGAUACUGGGUGUUGAUGUUAGUUAUAAUAUGCUUCUUGGGUGUUGCAUCAUACUUUUCCUAGCAAUAUGAAAUCCAAUCCCUGCAUGUGAAAAUAAAUAAGACAUAAUGUUAAAAAUAAAAUGCUUAAAAUAAUCUCUUAUGU
Messenger RNA from Misgurnus anguillicaudatus (oriental weatherfish), 1106 nucleotides. RefSeq names its product telomere repeat binding bouquet formation protein 2 (gene terb2). Gene Ontology annotation, biological process: meiotic attachment of telomere to nuclear envelope; homologous chromosome pairing at meiosis. The record is from RefSeq and is a predicted model, not a curated record. NCBI's taxonomy places the organism in Eukaryota, Metazoa, Chordata, Actinopteri, Cypriniformes, Cobitidae. Gene Ontology annotation, cellular component: nuclear inner membrane.